AUGCCCUUCAACUGGAACCGCAAAAGAGUGUCUUCAUCUGUAAGAGGGUCGAAGUCCAAUGAAGAUGGUCUGUCAAGUGACGCUUCGCUGAAAGCAGCUCAGGCUAUCUUCAGAAAGCACGAGGCACCUGCAGCGGCAGAAAACAAGUAUCCAGCUCUACCAACUCCACAGGUACACCAGAGACAAAAUGUAACGCCUGGACGACUGCAACAGAAGCUGCAAGGGGCACAAAGGUCAAAAAUAGUCGCAUCAAAACCUGUGAGUCAAACGAGCGCAAAGUCGCCUUCCCCAUCGAGCACCUCAUCCCAAAAUCUUCGUACAGCAGCUGAAGCAGCAGCUGCUACUGCACAAAAGAGCAUCUUGACAGUGCAACCCCGGGUCAAAUCAAAACAUGCAAAAUUCGGCCAACUGUGGAACACUUCGGGAGAAAAGAAGCAUUCUGUACCCGCAUUUCCUUCCUUGGCAAAUGAACAGGCCAGUCAAGAGUCGAGCAAUAGCAAGUCUGCUGUUAAAAGUGCUCGGGAAGAUGACCUGGCAGAUAUAUUAGCAAAAUUGCAGGGCACGAAAGAAACCAUCUUGCCUGGUAGAACUGGAAGGGCUGAGAAGUCUGGGAGCUCUUCACCAAGAAACAACGUGUCCACUGAUAGUAUAAUCUCGCUGAAUACUAGUUCAGAAGAUGUGGCGCGACUUCAUCCCCUAGCCAACAGCAAUGGGCCGCCUCUUUUGUCGCGACAGGCCACUCGUAACGGGAGUGGACUGAGCGGCUUCCACUCAAGCGAAUGUGACAACCUUUCUCCGGGUACACAGGCAGAACACCCGAUUUUCUUGUCUGCGAAAGCUAAUUCAAACAGGACAAUAACGCCGAGGCGUUCGACAUCUAGAAAUCAAACAAAGGAGGACAUCAGCGAUAGCCUGUCGGUAUCAUCUGCCCAAUCAUCUGCAUACUCGGGCCUGCCUGCAGCUGGGUUUGAUCCCUCGAGUGAUCAAAAUUUCUCUGAGCUCAGCAUAUCCCCGCGGGCGGGCCCUUACAGACAUGAGCUAGCACGAUCGUCGAUCGAUCAGAGUAGCGUUAAUGCAGAUUUGUACUCGGACCGCACGUCGGUCGAUGGAGGACUGGGAAAGGGUUUGCAGAAUAUCAAAUAUCAUGGAACUCUACCGGAUCUGAUACCGAAUCAUACACGAGACAAGAAAAAGGGUCGAUUAAGCUCUAUAUUUGGCCGAAAGCGCAAGAGCUUUGAUGGUUUUAAUGCCAAGAACAGCUCCAACAAUAGUAACGAGAGUGGUGUUAGCAAGGUCAAUCAACCAACACGUCUCAAGACGACCAUGAGAACAACAAGCCUUGACUACGAGGACUCAAACUCAGAGGAAAGCAGCGACGAAUAUGAGAGCAAGUCAGAAAACGAGGACGCAAUGGCAGCGAGCAAGAAGAAGAAGCCCAAGAGACGUCGGGUACGCAUUCGGAAAAAAAUACAGAAGGCAUCUGGUCACAAUCACUCGCACAAGAAGUCAUUCAACGAGGAUAAACCAUGGAAGAGCCAUAUCGACAUAGGGUUUGUCACGCAGAUGGAGCGGAAACGUUACGAGGGCAUUUGGCUUACGAACCGCAAUUGCUAUCUUGAGCUGCUUCCUUGGUGGAAUGAGCCCGAGGCACAGGCGGCCAAGCGUGCCAUGCUGGACGAGGGUCUGAUGUUAAACCUCGUGGUUAUGGCAAUAUGGAGUAGAAGUAACUUGCCGCAGGACAAGCUGGCCGCCAUUUACGACAUGGUGGACACACGGAAUGACUGGACCUUGGAUCGAAAGUCGUUCAUCGUGGGCAUGUGGCUCGUGGACCAAAGUCUGUACGGCCGGAAGCUGCCGGCCAGGAUUCUGCCUCGAGUCUGGGAGAGCGUUGAUAGAUACGUGAUAAAUGUGCCAAAGGAAGCACACCUUGGGCUUAAACACGAAGACAAGCAGAAACAAAUGAAACAGGAGCUCAAACAGCUGAAGAAGGAUCUCAAACGCGCUCAAAUAUGA
Molecule: messenger RNA, 2013 nt
Organism: Lachancea meyersii CBS 8951
Lineage: Eukaryota; Fungi; Ascomycota; Saccharomycetes; Saccharomycetales; Saccharomycetaceae
Source: the annotation of a GenBank genome assembly